CUAGUAGGGUAAGGGUUAAUAAACUAAACAGUUGGGAAACUGUGUAGGUACAUUGAAAUAAAUUAAAAUUGUUAAACAUUUUAAUCCAGAAGCUGCGAUGACCUUAAUGCUAAUUUGUGCAAAUAAACCAAAUUGUAACUAAAACGAUACUGGCCAAACAGCAUUUUACCUCCAUUUUUUUCUAUUAAUCCAGUGGAAAAACUAAGGGUUAUUGAAUUUUGCUGGAGCCAAAAAACAAUUUCGGAGGUUAAAGAGUGGGACUACCAAAUCACAAGUGCCUCCCUGCACAUUGGUACAUGUAUGUCAAUUUUUUUUAAUUAAUAACGUACUAUGUAUCACAAAAUUCUGAGAAAGCAAAACAUGUUAACAAUGUUGGAGAUGAUUAAUAAGAUCAUUUUAUAGAUUGAUGUCAACCUUUGACACUUUUAUCCAUUCUUAGGUUAAAACAAAAUUGAUCCUUCAAGAAGUCAGGAUGGCAUCUAGUGUUACAGCUCAAUCAGUGUUGGAAAAGAUUAGUGUGGAUCAUCUGGAAUGCUCCAUCUGCACCAACCGUUUCAGGCAGCCCAAACUGCUGGACUGUUUGCACAGUUUUUGCCUGCAAUGCCUUCAAGACCUCAGACAGAGCCAAGAUCUUAGUGGUACAAAGCUGACAUGUCCUCUGUGCAGACGUGAAACCAUGUUGAAAGGGUCUGGGGUUGCUGAUCUCCCUAAUAACUUUGCAUUCAGUGCCCUGGUGGAGGAAGUUACAAUGCAGGAAAAGCUACUGGAAGGUCAAGGGUCAGAGAUCAAAUGCCAAGCCUGUGAUGAGGAGAAUCAGGCUGUGUCAAGAUGCACGGACUGUGAUCAUUUCCUGUGUCAAGAAUGUCAAAAGGCUCAUGGGCGUAUGACUGUUAUGAAAUCUCACAAAAUUUAUACACUGGCUGAACUUCGAUCAGGAGAGAUUGUCUACAAGAGUAAACUAAGAGAUGAAGUUCCCAAAUGUGGCAAGCAUCCAGAUCAGAAUCUCAAUGUCUACUGCAACACAUGUGAGCAAGUCAUAUGCCUCAUGUGUACUGUUCUUGAUCAUGGGAAUCCAAAACAUUCCCUCAUCGGCCUAUCUGAGGCUUUUGGAAAGUGUAAGAAAAAAGUUGAAGAACUUGUCUCGAAAGUUAGUAAGAGUAAAACAGAACUGAACACCACCAUAGAGAACACUUGCACAACUCGCAAGAAACUUGACACCAUGUUUGCAAACACCAAGAAGAAAAUCUCAGAAAAAGCUGACCAAGAGGUUGCCAUGAUCCGACAGGAGGAGCAGAAACUGUUAAAAGAGACUGGCAGGAUUUAUCAAGAGAGAGUCACAACGUUUGAAGCUGCACAAGCAAACAACAGCAAAGAGGUGACACAGACAGAGCACAAGCUGGAGGAGGUCAAACAACUUAAGAAUCAAGCAAGUUGCUAUGAGAUUCUUGAACUUCAGCAGAAGCUUUUGCAUAACCUCAAUGAAUCGACAGUCAGCAAGGAUGACGAGCUCCUUGCUCUAGAUGGUCGAGUAGUCAAGGUCUUCAACAAGCAACAUCAGCUCCUCCACCAGUUCACACCAGGGAGAGGGUCAGACAGCCAACCAGCAUGCCUUGCAGUGGAUGACAGCAAUCUGAUAGCAGUGGGUUAUGAAGCAUUUAACACAAGGUUGGUAUGUGUAGACUACUAUGGUGACAGUGUAUUCUCAGUAGACAUGCAGGAGGAAGGGCACCCUAAUGGUGUGUGCUGUGACAGUGAUGGCAGUAUCUAUGUUGCUGUGGAUGGAGAUCCAACAGGUGAUGUUCUGCAUUACAGUCCUGAUGGCAAGUACAUUGGAUGUGUGAUCAAGGAAUGUGAUUAUCCACGGGGCAUCACAUUCACAUCAGGUGGUGAUCUGGUAGUGGCUGCACAACGGUCUGUACAGGUCUAUCACCGAGUGUAA
This is a messenger RNA of Patiria miniata (bat star), 1939 nucleotides long. Its product is annotated as E3 ubiquitin-protein ligase TRIM56-like. Gene Ontology annotation, molecular function: ubiquitin-protein transferase activity; zinc ion binding. Bases 473 to 1939 code for a protein of 488 amino acids. Gene Ontology annotation, biological process: positive regulation of DNA-templated transcription. The record is from RefSeq and is a predicted model, not a curated record. Lineage: Eukaryota; Metazoa; Echinodermata; Asteroidea; Valvatida; Asterinidae. The transcript is spliced from 3 exons. Gene Ontology annotation, cellular component: nucleoplasm; chromatin.